CUUCAGUUCUGCGGCGACCAUCGAAUGGUCAAGUUCGGCGUUUCCUUUGUCCCCCCAGAGUGUGUGAACAGUGUGUUUCUUGGGCUGCGAAAGUGUUUUGUUUCAGUGUGACUAAGCUGAAAUUCUCGGGAUAGGCGGUAGAAAAUAACUUUCUUAAUUAGGCCCCAGUGAUACUCUAAAGAUGGCCAAGAUCAACCUUUUAAGACACCUUUUCCUAGCCUUGAUGCUAUACAGUGUGGCCACGGCCAAGGAACAUCUGCGUAUCCGAAGACAAGCUGUGGAAUCUGUGACCGCAGCACUUCCGAAUGCCAGUAAGAUUAUUGCUUCCGAUGAGAUUGAGACCCAGACAGAAGUGCCCAGUUUGAAGGAGAAACCCACCGAGAUCAAUAAGACGGAGAAGCCCAUUGAAACAGUCGAGACCCGGAAUUCAAACUUCGACUUGUCGGCCAGUUCGGAUUCGUCCAGCCCCUUGGGUUCCGAUGAGGAUAAUGUCUACUAUGAUAAUGCGCCAAUCGAUUGCAAUCCUGAGCUUGUGGGCUUUGAAAUUGUGACAGGAUAUGUCUUCUCGGCUCCCGAGAAACUGAUGGACUCCCAGCCGGGCACACUAAUGCUCACCGAUUGCCUAGACACCUGUAGGAAGAACAAAACCUGCCAGUCAGUCAACUAUGAGACGGGACUUUGCGUGCUCUUUUCAGCACAUGCCGAUCAAUUACCGGGUGCCCUAACCAAGUCGCAGUUCCCCGUAUUCACUAUCUAUGCCCAAAAAUCAUGCCUCUCCGUGAAGCCCUGUUCGCGAGCCUGGUACGUCGAUCGUGUGCAAAACUAUAAGCUCAAGACGGAAGUUAAGCGUACCGUGUCGGUGGCGUCAAGACGCGAGUGCUUUGAACUUUGCCUAGGUGAAACCGAAUUCACAUGCAGAUCUGCCAACUAUGAUCGUGUCUCUGGUGCCUGCGAGCUAAGUGAGCUGGAUCGCUUGACGUUAGCCGGCUCCAGUGCCUUCCAGACGAGCGAAGGGACCGAUUACCUUGAAAAUCACUGUGUCGAUGAACCCAAUAAGCUGUGCGAAUUCAAACGUCUGCGUGGUCGCAUUCUAAAGACUGUGGACUCGGUUUAUCAAGAAGUCAGCAGCAUUGAUGAGUGCCGGGAGCUGUGCCUUAAUUCGCCCUAUAGGUGCCACUCGUACGACUACAAUGACACGGGGGACAUGGUCUGCAGACUGUCCCAUCACAGUCGUGCCACUUUGGCCGAUGUGCAGGAACCCUUCUUGGAGGUUCCCGAGGCGUCGACCUAUGAGCUGACUUCCUGCUACAACGUAACCAUCGAGUGCGGCGGUGGCGAUAUGCUGGCACGUAUCCGCACCUCCAAGCUGUUCAGCGGCAAGGUGUACGCCAAGGGAUCGCCCAAGUCCUGCUCGGUGGAUGUGAAGAGUGCCCUGGACUUUGAGCUGCGGAUGAACUAUCACGAUCUGGAGUGCAAUGUGCGGCAGAGCACGGCCGGCCGCUAUGUGAACGACAUAAUUAUCCAGCACCACGACAUGAUUGUGACAUCCUCCGACUUGGGCUUGGCCUUGGCCUGUCAGUACGACCUGGCCAACAAGUCGGUGAGCAAUGGCGUCGACCUGGACGUGCGCGGGGACAUCAUGCCGGCACUUUCCGAGGAGGUAAUUGUGGAGUCACCCAACGUCAUCAUGCGGAUCACCUCACGGGAUGGCUCCGAUAUGAUGCGCUCCGCCGAGGUUGGCGACCCCCUCGCGCUCAAGUUCGAGAUUGUUGACGAGCAGAGUCCCUACGAGAUCUUCAUCCGGGAGUUGGUGGCCAUGGAUGGCGUGGAUAACUCGGAAAUUACCUUAAUUGAUUCAAAUGGCUGCCCCACCGACCACUUCAUAAUGGGGCCAAUUUACAAGGGCUCGGUUUCCGGCAAGGUGCUGCUCUCCAACUUCGAUGCCUUCAAGUUCCCCUCGAGCGAGGUGGUCCAGUUCAGAGCCCUGGUUACGCCAUGCAUGCCCAGCUGUGAGCCCGUCCAGUGCGAACAGGAGGAUACCAGUGGCGAGUUUAGGUCCCUCUUGUCCUAUGGCCGAAAACGCAGAUCGCUAAACACCACAGAUGAUCAUCCCAGACCACGUCGCGAUAUAGACACUUCAAAGAAGUCCGCUCCCAGCGACAUGCUGCUGGUUCAAUCCAUUCAGAUCACUGACAAAUUCGGAUUUAAGCAAGAUAAGCAAGAAAACGGAGAUUAUUAUGACGGAAAUGAAACCACGUUUACGGCCAACGAGGAGGGGCAUGGAUUUUGCGUUAACGCUAUUGGUCUUAUUACGGCUGCCACUAUUUUCCUGCUAACUCAGUUGGCAGUGAUCGCGAUCUGGACCUAUUGCUACCAACGUCGUCAGAAACUGCAGCCGUAUCAGCAUUCUUACUAAACAGAAACAAAAGCAGAAACAGAAACAGAAUCGCAUAUUCUUAUAUAUUAACACAUAACGUCUAAGCUUCAAACGGUGCAAUCAAUAUUUACGCAAUGUUAUGCUAAUUAACUACGAUUAGCUAAGAAUACGAAUACCCGUCGUCCUGAUACAACCAACAUCCGCUAUUAGCCUCAUCUAGUCAGUGCACGAUUUUAGAGAAAAUGAAAUUAUAUGUGUCUUGUUCGUUCGGUGGAAUUCAGAGUUCAGAAUUCAGCAUUCAGAAUUCAGAUUGUUUGCAUUGCAGCCAUGGCGUUUUGAAACAACACUCGAUCGUGUUAGGUUUGUGUAUUCUUCAGACAGAUUCCCAACUUGCAAAGGAAGUUCGACCCUUAUAGCUGCCUUGAACUUCUUUUGUGACUCCGGAAGUUGAGUGGUUGACAUUUGUAAAAACUAAUGCAUAUUACAUUUACUUUUUUCGAAUUAACACCCUACCUGUAUCUGUAUCGAAUGCGACUUAGUUUAGUUAAGCACUAUAAUUUAUUACAUAUCAAUGUUCAGUUUAAUGUUUGCAUUGGACCCCUUUAAUUUUAUGGAACGAAACUCAUUUUAUUAUUAUUAAACAUUAAGACUUUUAAUGAA
Molecule: messenger RNA, 3037 nt
Organism: Drosophila elegans
Lineage: Eukaryota; Metazoa; Arthropoda; Insecta; Diptera; Drosophilidae
Gene: neo
Exons: 8
Coding region: 182-2416 (744 amino acids)
Source: RefSeq, a predicted model, not a curated record